AUGCUGUGCUUCUUGAGGGGCAUGGCCUUCGUCCCCUUCCUCCUGGUGACCUGGUCGUCCGCCGCCUUCAUCAUCUCCUACGUGGUCGCAGUGCUAUCGGGGCACGUUAACCCCUUCCUCCCCUACAUCAGAUACCCAAUUUCUAAAUUGCCGGUAAAUCUGUUCUCUCAGCAGUUCUGGGUGGGACUCAGGUUUGCACUUAAACAGAUUAAGGGGACACUGCGUGGUUUAAAAUCAGGGAAAGUACAAAUCUUAUUACAUUUAUAUAAAACUACUACUGUGUUGUUCAUUAUAAAAAAAUCAAAUGGUGACAAUUCACCAGGGUGCCUUUCUUUUUCAGGUGCAGCCACGAUGUACACAAGAUAUAAAAUAGUAGAGAAGCAAAAUGAAACGAGCUACUUCAGCACUCCUGUUUUCAACUUGGUGUCAUUAGUGCUUGGAUUGGUGGGAUGUAUCGGAAUGGGCAUCGUAGCCAAUUUUCAGGAGUUGGCUGUCCCGGUAGUCCACGAUGGGGGAGCCCUUCUGGCUUUUGUCUGCGGUGUUGUGUACACGUUCUUGCAGUCCAUCAUCUCUUACAAAUCGUGUCCCCAGUGGAACAGCCUCAUGACGUGCCACGUACGCAUGGCCAUUUCUGCCGUGUCCUGCGCAGCUGUUGUACCUAUGAUUGCCUGUGCUUCACUAAUAUCUAUAACGAAACUGGAGUGGAAUCCCAGAGAAAAGGAUUACAUAUACCAUGUGGUGAGUGCAGUCUGUGAAUGGACAGUGGCCUUUGGUUUUAUUUUCUACUUCCUAACAUUCAUCCAAGAUUUCCAGAAUGUUACCCUAAGGAUAUCCACAGAAAUCAAUGAUGACAUUUGA
Chrysochloris asiatica (Cape golden mole) is the source of this 858-nucleotide messenger RNA. It is a transcript of the gene DRAM1, whose product is annotated as DNA-damage regulated autophagy modulator 1. Gene Ontology annotation, cellular component: lysosome. Bases 1 to 858 code for a protein of 285 amino acids. The transcript is spliced from 8 exons. The record is from RefSeq and is a predicted model, not a curated record. Gene Ontology annotation, biological process: regulation of autophagy. Lineage: Eukaryota; Metazoa; Chordata; Mammalia; Afrosoricida; Chrysochloridae.